UAUGAAUAGCCCGCCCUCCUCGAUAACGACGAACUCCACAAAUUACCCUUCUCCUUCGUCUCUCUAUUCUACCAUAAACCGCACAUAUUCAUAGGGUCAAUUUAGUCACUUCGUAGUAAAAAAGUCUCACCGUCGCCAGACAUUAUAAAAAUAAAAAACACUGGCGCUCUUUACCUUCUUUUUUUUAUUCUAAAAAAAAUGCAGUCCCUCAAUCUGAGACCGUCGACGGAUUUUAGUACAGGUACGAGGAGGUUUGUUCCAGGUCGGAGCUUCGGAGAGGAGAGGAGACAGUGUUUGAGUUUCAGAGUUUCCUACAGAAAUUGUCGGAUUGUUGCAUGUUCUGUUGAGAGAGAUGGAAACGGUGAAGGAACAAGUUCUAGUUCGGGUUCGGAUCAUAGUCCGAGUUCGUUUUUGUCACGGAGUCAAACGUAUGCCAUGCUAAAACAACAAAUGGAGGUUGCUGCGCAAUCUGAGGAUUAUGAAGAAGCUGCGAGAAUUCGUGAUUCGUUGAAGUCAUUUGAGGAAGAGGAACCAGUUUUGCGGCUGCAUAGGUUGCUGAAGGAGGCAGUUGCUGAUGAGCAGUUUGAGGAUGCAGCUAGGUAUCGGGAUGAGUUAAAGGAAAUUGCGCCACACUCUCUCUUGAAAUGUUCAAGUGAUGCAACUACCUUGGGGAUCAGGAUUCAAGUUAGGAGCUUGUACAUGGAGGGCCGAAGUCAGCCUUCAAAGGGGCAGUACUUCUUUGCAUAUAGAAUAAGAAUCACUAAUAACUCAGAUCGCCCCGUUCAACUUCUCAGAAGACACUGGAUUAUCACAGAUGCCAAAGGAAAAACUGAAAACGUUUGGGGAGUUGGAGUUAUAGGUGAACAGCCAGUUAUACUUCCUAGGACAGCAUUUGAAUACUCAUCUGCAUGCCCGCUAUGCACUCCUAAUGGUAGAAUGGAAGGUGACUUUGAGAUGAAACACAUCGACAAAGCAGGCUCACCCACGUUCAAUGUUGCUAUUGCCCCGUUUUCUCUCUCAAUACUAGGAGAUGGAAGUGAUGCCUUUUGAUUUAGGCUUCAUGGCUCACUCAAAGAGAGCGGAGGAUUCGCAUCCAUUCCUACAGGGUCUGCACUGUUGAAGUCGAAAGAAUCCAUUGGUAAAAGUGCUUCUUACUAGGAAAAUGAACCAGAUGGUCCAGCUCCAAUACCAGCUUGCAGGCCCAGCCCUUGCUGUUUUUCCAAGUAAUCCACGGUUGAGUGGAAUAUUCUUUGGUUCUUGGGUUUCUUUAAAGCAAUUGUAACUUAGUUCUUCAGCAGAUCUUUGCCUCGCUGUAAGUUGAGGGUUGAAAAUGUUAUUAAAACAUUGUAAACAUAUUUUCUAGUUAAAACAAAAUUUAAACUGCUCAGGUGUUGAUUCAA
This is a messenger RNA of Populus euphratica (Euphrates poplar), 1400 nucleotides long. RefSeq lists its product as uncharacterized. Bases 199 to 1050 code for a protein of 283 amino acids. The transcript is spliced from 7 exons. Gene Ontology annotation, molecular function: protein binding. Lineage: Eukaryota; Viridiplantae; Streptophyta; Magnoliopsida; Malpighiales; Salicaceae. The record is from RefSeq and is a predicted model, not a curated record.